AUGUAUCUGUUUAUUUGCUUCUACCUCCUAAUGAGUUUUUUUGAAGAAGUUCAUGGCUUUUGUCCUUCACAAUGCACAUGCGUUUACCAUGGCAGAAGUGAUGGCACUGGAACAAGGUCUGUACUCUGUAAUGACCCUGACAUGUAUGAGAUCCCUGUGAAUGUUCCUGUGGAUACUGUAAAACUUCGUAUAGAGAAAACUGUCAUACGAAGGAUUCCGACUGAAGCCUUUUACUACCUGGUAGAUCUCAAAUACCUGUGGGUCACUUACAACUGUGUAGCCAACAUUGAUAUCAGCAGCUUCUAUAACUUGAAACAACUGCAUGAGCUGAGGCUGGAUGGUAAUCUGCUUUCAACUUUCCCUUGGGAAUCCCUGGCAGAGAUGCCAAACUUACGGACUCUUGAUCUUCACAACAACAAAGUGACCAGCAUUCCUGCUGAUGCUGGCCGCUACCUGAGAAACCUGACCUACCUGGACCUGUCCAGUAACAAGCUGACCACCUUGCCAUCAGAUCUCAUGGACAUUUGGCCUCCCUUCUCAGGAGCUAUCGUGUCCAAGAAUACAGACAUUCUGGUGACACAGAGAGUAAUCUUGGGUUUUCAGGACAACCCAUGGUUUUGUGACUGUCGCAUUUCAAAGCUAAUUGAAUUUUCCAAAAUUGUGGACACCUCCGUUGUACUUCUUGAUCCAUUGAUUUCAUGUAGUGGACCUGAGAGCCUGGCAGGAAUCUUGUUCCAGAGAGCUGAGUUAGAGCAGUGUCUUAAACCAUCUGUGAUGACCUCGGCAACGAAGAUCACCUCCCCGCUGGGCAGCAAUGUCCUGCUGCGCUGUGACGCCACCGGGUACCCAACACCACAGCUCACUUGGAAUAGGUCAGACAAUAUUCCAGUGAACUAUACAGUAAUUCAAGAAAGUCCUGGAGAGGGUGUCAGAUGGUCCAUAAUGAGCUUGACAGGAAUUUCGUACAAGGAUGCAGGAGAAUACAGAUGUAAAGCCAAGAACUUGGCAGGAAUGUCAGAAGCUGCUGUGACUGUCACAGUGGUUGGUGUAGUUACUACAACUGUGUCACCACAGAAAUAUGGGAGGAAGCCAGAGGCUGAGAGGCAGAAUACAACUCAGGAGGAAUCCAAGCAGGAACCCGAGAGGACAACCACACCUCUUCCCACCACACCAACCACUACAGCUCUGGUUAGCACUGAAAGAUCAACCAGCGCGGCGUUGCCUGACAAAAAGCAAUCCAGGCUCAUGUUAGAUGGAAAGAAACUUUCAAAGGCAGCGACAAAUGGAAACAAAAAGCAGAUUGGAGAUUCAAACAAGAAGGGUGAGGAUACUUCACUGAACACAGCUGGUACUGCUGAGCAAAAUGUUACUGUGAAGAACCUAAGAGUGAUCAGCGAAACUGAUGAAAGAGUGACCUUAACUUGGAAAACUGUCAAUGCCACCGGCAAUUCCGCCGUGACUGUGUUAUACUCCAAGUAUGGUGAGAAAGAUAUGUUGCCUCUCAGCACUGAUUCUAACAAAAACAAAGUCACAAUCGAUGGUUUGCAGCCUAGUACUCAAUAUAUGGCCUGUGUCUCACCCAAAGGCGUGCCACCUACAAAAGAGCAGUGUGUUGUUUUCUCCACUGAUGCAUUAAAUGAUGAAAGCAGCUCUGAGUUCUCUAUUCUGAUAGUGGCCAGCAGUGCAGGCUGCGUGGUUGUUUUACCUUUGAUAUUUUUCUUACUCUACAAAGUUUUAAAACUUCAUUUGAAACCAAAAUCUGCAAAGGAAGCUGAACUUGCAAAAGAGACUUAUGUGCAAUUUGAAACACUGUCGCUGAAGCCUCGAACACUGGGUGCAGGAGAUCAGCUCUGGGCACGAAGGUACACAGAUGAGUCAGAAAGACUUCUCCUUUGCUCCAGGUCAAGCAUGGAUUCUCAAAUGACCUUCAAAAGUGAGGGCUCCAGGUCUGAGUAUCUGUGCUGAACAUGGGUGAGGGUGGAGAUGCAAUAAAUAAUAGGUAAAAUUAAUUUAAAAUGGUGAUCUGGAAGCAGGUUGAUGCUAGAUGGUGGUCAGAAUACGUUAUCUGAUGUAAUAGAGUCUUACUGGAUGGUGGUGGGUAGGAGAGAGAAUAGAAGAAAAAUGUUGCCUGUUUUUUUUUUUUUUAAUGUUUGUGAUUUUGGAUGUGAAGGAAUGGUAUUCUUCCAACGAAAAAUACAGCAUGAAAUGGUUCCGUGGUUAAAGGUAUUUUAUGGUUUUAUUAAAACGUUCUGUUUUUUCUCAUUUUAUCACAUGAUGUGCUAGUGGCAUGUAUCAAACAUGAAUCACAAUCUUCUUGAAAGCAAUGUACUUCGGCAUAAUAGGAAAACAGUUUUAACUACUUCUAUUGGAUCUAAACUUCAUUUGAAUAUCCAAGUUUUCUUCUGACAUCAGCUUGUGCUUUGAAGUGUCACACAGCUGUUUGUACAAUAUCUUGGGUUGAAGUAUUCUCAGGCCAGUCAAGAUGGAAGUCCCAGUUUAUGGACUCUUGAGAGGUACAAUACACAUUGUAUUGUCAUUUUGCAGAUGUUAUUGCAAAGGAAGCUUUAAUGUCUUGGAGCUCAGGUAAGAUAAGCAACUCUGAGAGACACUAGAUAAUUAUAUUGACCUAUAUCAGAUGAUCUUAUUGCAAAAUCUCAGCCUUAGAAUUUACUUGGAUGUGUCUGUCUAUAUACCUCAAUUUCAGAAAUCUCUGUACAGAAAAUUCUGUGGUUCUGUGUAAUACAACACACAUUCUUAUAUGUCAGUAUAUUACACAGAAAAUAUUACAUUGUACUAGUACUGCAGAGUACUGCACUGCAGUAAUGUAAUACCUUUUGAUAUUCAGUAAGAGGAGGUUUUGUCCUCAGGGCAUAUUGGAUGUGAAGUUUAAUGAGCAUAGUGAAAGUUAAUUGUGAGUGUGCUUCCCAAUGUUUAAAAAUCAGGAAUUAAUAGUAACAAUGAAUUCAGAAAUGCCUCUUAAUGAUAAUAAUGAAUAGUAUAUUCUGUACCUGCUUUUUUUUAAAUGCCUGAAGUAAAUAAGAGAACUUUUGUUGUUCUAGGUUCAGAUAUUAUGUUUAGAAGUAUGUGUGAAUUUUGAGCCACAGUUUUUCCUGAAAAUUACAGCUGUGUUGUUUUCUUGGACAUUUAUGCCUGGAGGAACUGUUGGUUUUGCUAGGAAAUUGGGAAUUGACAUUUUCCAGAGGGAGAAAUAUUACUCAAAGCUCCAAACCAAAGUUUAGUUUGUCAGCUUCAAAGCAGUAGCAUUUCUCAUUGUCACUAAUGUAGGAUGAAAUUUUGCCUGCUGGAAUGCUGACGAGCUUAUCUUGACUGGCAUAGCUUGGUGAGAGGCGUCAAAAAGCCUCUGACACAAAAUCAUGGCAGGAAAUGAACACAGUGGAAAGUCUCUGAUGUGCAGUGACCAGGAUCAGUAGAAUGGGUAUUUGAGAGUAUGGGAACUCUCAAAUAAAUAGUAAAGAGUCAAGUGACAUGUUCAAAAGUGCAAAAUUAGCUUGUCUGCUUAGAAUUAGGCUUGGUGUUCCUUUCUGUGUUACAAGUAUGUGUGGUUAAAUAUCAAUCUUUCUUCUUUUUCCAUGAAUCAUUUUGAUUGCAAUGAAAAUAGUUUUAGCUUUCUAAGCUAUUUUACUUUGGCAGGGGCUUUUUUUUGAAAUUUAGGAUUUUUUAGGGAAAAGAGAUUCUCAGUGUGUCAAAACUAAGGUUCAUCUGACACAUUACUGACAAACCAAGUUUGAACAGGACCUGAAGUGUUACAAUACUUGCCUUCUAUUUUCUUGAUAGACAGUAUAAUUGGUAGUUGUUGAAGGUGUUUCCAAUUAAAAACACCAUGUUUCUUGUUAAUGACAACAAUUGUUUUUAACUUCUUUCCUGUAGAGUAUUUGAUUUCAGGUUUCAAAGCUCUAAAUCUAGUUCUGGAGUUCAAAAGUGAUAUCACCUGACUUGUAGGUGAUACAUCAGUAUAUCGAACGGAAGUGGUGCACGGUUCAUUGGAGAGAGAGCUCACUUCUGAAUGUUAAACCUCUUGGUUUGACUAAUGCUUGUGAAAUUAGCAUGUCCUAAAGUCAGAAAUUCAUCUCUGGCCACAUGGGCUAUCCGUAUAUCAAAGGUGAAAUUUACUAUCAAGGGCAUGUUCUUUCAAGAAAACAUGUUAUACAUUAUUUUUUCCACGGUUCUUGAGACCAAAGAGUUACAUAAUCCAGACAUGCUUCUGUAACUCAUGUCAAAACACUGAAUGUGCUGGGGAAUUUUGGCAGGAAUUUGACACAAAGGGCAAAUCACACAAUAAAGACAUUUGCAUUGUAUCACCCAGGAUUGGUUUAACUAAAGGGCUGAAGAAAUACUUUGCUAGGAGAUGUAAUUUUUUAUAUUGUCAAUUGUUAACAAUGGAAUCAUUGUGAGAUAGAUUUUUUCACCCAUAAUGUGUGUAAUGUCUUCUGAAACGCAGUACUGGAUCAAGUAUCAGUAUGAACAGUGUUGAUUAUAAUCUGUGUAGGACAAUCUGGGGAGGAUUUAACUGAUGUUUAUGUAUCGCCUUUUAUAUGUUUUGCACUUUGUUUUCUGAAUUCAUCCUGCUUUUCACCAAAAAGGUUAGAUCUCUUUUUAUACAUUACCUACAAUGGCUGUGUCAAAACUGGAUGACUAAUGAAAUAACUGAGUAAUGUGAGCUGAAUUCUAGGUAAACCUCAUUUUUACUUAAGAGUUUUAGUGGGUGCUAGUACUUAUCAUAUUAAGCCAUAAUCUUGGCUUCAGUGUGCACUUACUAAGCCAAACUUAAGGCAUCUGUGCAUCUAUUUUAGUCCUUGCCAUUGCCCACAGUGGGCUUUAUAUUCCUUUCACCAUCAUCAGAUUCUCAUACUUUUCUCAGGGAGGGAAUUAAGAGAGAAAACUCUUUCAUGUGUAACAUGAAAAUGUCUGUAAUAGCAAAACCAUUCAUGCUUGGACUAUGUCUAGGAGUCUAAACAAAGGGCAUUUCAAACUCAAUACCUUUUCAAAGAAGUAAGUAAAA
This is a messenger RNA of Parus major (Great Tit), 5020 nucleotides long. It is a transcript of the gene LRIT3, whose product is annotated as leucine rich repeat, Ig-like and transmembrane domains 3. Bases 1 to 1965 code for a protein of 654 amino acids. Gene Ontology annotation, molecular function: protein binding. Lineage: Eukaryota; Metazoa; Chordata; Aves; Passeriformes; Paridae. The record is from RefSeq and is a predicted model, not a curated record. The transcript is spliced from 4 exons.